ACGUCUAUUUUUGUUUUUUGUUAUUACAGAAUCUCUCUUUUCUCCCCAAAUUUUAUACAAAAUAUGAAUUAAUAAUAUACAGUGUGUUAUAUGGAUCCAUAUUCUCUCAUAGUCCUAUUGUCUCAUAUUUAAUAGGUUUUUGUCUAUUUUCAAUAUAUUCCGUCGAUUUGUUAUAAUAUGGAAUUUAACAUGGAAAUUGAAGAAAAGUUUGUUGAACAUGACCAAAAAUAUGUACAUACUCAGCUCUCCACAUCAACGGAUUUUGUGGACUUGAAGAAUGAACCAGAAGAGGAUCAGUCAGCAAUGGAAGGACAACUCAAAAUUAAGGAAGAGUUUGUAGAUCAUAAAGAGAUAAAGAAUGAACUAGAAGAAGAUGGCUCAGGUCCUUCCUACCAGAAGAACGGAAUGGAAAUUAUGGCAAUUUUACCUAAAGAUUCAUUUAAUAAAAACCAAAUAAGUGUAAGCUCCGAAGAAAUAACAAUAAAUAAUUUAAAUGAACAUAUGAACAUCGAGACUGGAGAAGGUCUGGCGAAGAACAAUUGUCAAAUUUGUUUUAAACAGUUUUCUCACCUAGUUCAUUUGGAACAACAUAUGAAAGUUCACACUGUGGAAAGAGUUUUUCAGUGUGAAAUUUGUUUAAAACAGUUUAUUACUACAAAUGAUCUGAAAAAACAUUUGAGAGAGCAUACUGGAGAAAAACCUCCCGAGUGUGAAAUUUGUUUUAAGAAGUUUUCUGACGCAGGUUUUUUGAAAAACCAUUUGAAAGUGCACACUGGGGAAAGACCUUAUAAGUGUGAAAUUUGUUUUAAACAGUUUUCUAAGGCUGGUUCUUUGAAAAGACAUUUGAGAAUACAUACAGGAGAAAAACCUUAUAAGUGUGAAAUUUGUUUUAAGGGCUUCACUCGAACAGAUGAUUUAAAAAGUCAUUUGAGAGUCCACACUGGAGAAAAAUCUCUCGAGUGUGAAAUUUGUUUUAAGCUGUUUAGUGACUCAAGCAGUUUGAAAAAGCAUUUGAGAGUGCACACUGGAGAAAAAUCUUAUCAGUGUGAAAUUUGUUUAAAACAGUUUAGUGAAGCAGGUCUUUCUGACAAGAAGAACCGAAUGGAAAUUAUGAAAAUUUUACAUGAAGAUUCAUUUAAUAAAAACCAAAUAAGUGUAAACUCAGAAGAAGUAACAAUAAAUAAUGUAAAUGAUCAUAUGAACAUAGAGACUGGAGAAGGACUGGCGAAGAACAAAUGUGAAAUUAGUUUUAAGCAGUUUAAUGACUCAAGCAGUUUGAAAAAGCAUUUGAGAGUGCAUACUGGAGAAAAACCUCACAAGUGUGAAAUUUGUUUUAAGCAGUUUUCUCACCUAGUUUAUAUGAAAAAACAUUUGAGAGUGCACACAGGGGAAAAACCUUACCAGUGUGAAAUCUGUUUAAAACAGUUUAUUACUACAUAUGAUUUGAAAAAACAUUUGAGAAUGCACACCGGGGAAAAACCUCCCGAGUGUGAAAUUUGUUUUAGGAAGUUUUCCGACGCAGGUUGUUUGAAAACCCAUUUUAGAGUGCACACUGGGGAAAGACCUUACAAGUGUGAAAUCUGUUUUAAGCAAUUUAGUGUGUCAAGUAGUUUGAAAAAACAUUUAAGAGUGCACACUGGAGAAAAACCUUACCAGUGUGAAAUUUGUUUAAAACAGUUUAGAGAAGCAGGUCAGUUGAAAACACAUUUGAGAGUGCACACUGGGGAAAAACCUUACCAGUGUGAAAUUUGUUUUAAGCAGUUUUCUCACCUAGUUUAUAUGAAAAAACAUUUGAGAGUGCACACCGGAGAAAAACCUCCAGAGUGUGAAAUUUGUUUUAAGAAGUUUUCCGACGCAGUUUGUUUAAAAAACCAUUUAAGAGUGCAUACUGGGGAAAAAUCUUACAAGUGUGAAAUCUGUUUUAAGCAGUUUAGUGGAGCAAGUAGUUUAAAAAAACAUUUAAGAGUGCACACUGGAGAAAAGCCUCACAAGUGUGAAAUUUGUUUUAAACAGUUUUCUCAACUAGUUCAUAUGAAACAACAUAUGAAAGUUCACACUGGAGAAACACCUUACCAGUGUGAAAUUUGUUUAAAACAGUUUAUUACCACAUAUGAUUUGAAAAAACAUUUGAGAAUGCACACCGGAGAAAAACCUCCCGAGUGUGAACUUUGUUUUAAGAAGUUUUCCGACGCAAGUUGUUUGAAAACCCAUUUGAGAGUGCACACUGGGGAAAGACCUUACAAGUGUGAAAUCUGUUUUAAGCAAUUUAGUGUGUCAAGUACUUUGAAAAAACAUUUAAGAUUGCACACUGGAGAAAAAUCUUACCAGUGUGAAAUUUGUUUAAAACAGUUUAGAGAAGCAGGUCAGUUGAAAAUACAUUUGAGAGUACACACUGGAGAAAAAUCUUACAAGUGUGAAAUUUGUUGUAAGCAAUUUUCUCAGGCAGGCACCUUAAAAAGACAUUUGAAAGUGCACACUGACGAAAAACCUUAAAAGUGUAAAAUUUGUUUAAAACAGUUUAUUACUACAAGUGAUUUGAAAAGACAUUUGAGAACACAUCGCACCUUUGGGGAAACAGUGACACAAGCGUAAAUUUUUCACAAAUUGCGUUUUCAACACUACGAUAUUCCUACAUCCUACUCUUUACAUCCGACGAACAAAAGGGGGCAUGAUAACUUUCAACGUUUGACCACAUGGUAAACAAAAACAGCAUGUCUCGUCUACAUAUGCGAGGUACUCACGAUCAACUAUCAACUUGUUGCGCAACGUGUGGCAACGUUGCAUCAAGUCACCCGUUUCAAUCGGGAGACUUUAAACCUGCGAUUUUUGGUCUCGCAACAGCCCGUGGUCCAAAUUUAGUGUAUAGAUAUGUUUACUGAGGCAUCCCGAGACACGUCUCUGAGACCAAAACCGCCAGUGACGUAGCGAUAGAUCAGUGGGCCCUGGUUCCAGUUGGGAUGCGGGCCCUUCCGCCCAAUAAAAACCCACAUUGUAUAACAAAACUUAACAUUAAAUAUAAAUCAUAAUUUUUUGUAAAAACUCAAGCUAAUGUAGAGUUCAUUUUUUACUCACGGUUUUUGCUUGAAAUUUUAAAGAACUGCUUGGAUUGACACGAAAUUUGGCAUACACAUAGCUAACAUGUCAAAUAAGGACAGUGAUAUUGUGCCGAUAUGUGCUUUUGGCCUGGGGGUGAGUUACACCCCUUCUCGGGGUCACUCGGGGGUGAAAAAACAUACGCUCAAGACGACUAUGGUUACAACAAAGGAAAUCGACAAAAUCUACAGUGAAGACGCAAGAGAUUUCAAAUGCCACCCUAAAACUCGAAAGACAAUAAGACCCAGGAAUCGAUGAAAUCUUAUAAAAUCUGAAUGUACCUAUUGGCAUUUUAAUGGAUCUGAAUCUGGCAAUGUAUUGUUUGAAAGACUUAAACAUUUUACAAAGGAUAUUGUUGGUCAAUAUCAAUGCGGAUAACUAUACCUACAUCAAAUUCAAGCACAUAGACAGAUUCUAGAAAAGUCACUAGAGUAUAACAUAGAUACACACCAUCUCUUCGUCGACUUUAAAAUAUCAUAUGACAGUGUUAAAAGAACUGCAUUAUAUAUAAUGCAAAGAUAGACUUUGAGACCCCACCUAAGGUAGUUAAGUUUAUCCAACUAACAAUGCAAAACGUAAGAUCCUGCGUUAGAAUUGAAGUGGAAAACUCUACGUUCUUUGACGUUAAUAAUGGUAAUUCCGAUUAAGUUUUUCUACAGAGUGAAGAAAAGUUGUUGAAACGUAUCUACCAAUUUUGGAUAAGCUAAUUAAAGAAGCUGAGUCGUCGGUUGACAGCGUAUGAGUCAGUGUAAGGAAACUGGGUAACAGUGAGACUUUUUUUCAUUUAACCGUAAGUCCACUACUAGGACAUGCAUAAACAAAAUUUGUUCAGGAUUGUACUCUCACAUGUGUUCAUUACACAAGAAAAAGCUCGGUUUGUAUAGUUUGUAUUCGGCACAUAUAAGGUCAAGUUUUCAUUUGUCUCAGUUCUACCCAUGCAUGGGUAACAGUGAGACAGUACAAUAUUUAUAUGAAAGAAUACAUAAAAAAAUUGAGUUGCAAAAUAUUUAUUUAUAUGAAAUAAAAUAUAAAAAAACAAAUUUAAGUUACAAAGUACUUAUUAAUUAAAAAAAUAGUGAUUGAAAAUUGACGUAUAUUUAUUAAAUUGAAAUUUAUCUCGAAUGAGAAAAAUGAAUUUGGCCGUUUAGUAUGAUUAUAACAAACUGGCUUUGGCGAUCUCAUCUUGAUGUCUUUUACUAGAAAUUUUAGAAAAAAAAAUACAAAAUGUAAUUUUUUUAUAACAUCUGGGUAACAGUGAGACAUGUCUCAAUGUACCCCCCGUCUUACUAUUACCCAUUUGCCAUAAAAUUAAAAAAAUAUUUUUUUUAUUAUUAUAAAGUUAGUAUGCUUUGCUAAACUAUGGCGUCAUGUUUACUAAUCUACACACAAUGCCAUGGUAAAGAAAAAUCCUAAAAAUUAACAUGUUUUUAUAAAAAAUUCUCAAAGCACCUGUAUUAUUUCACUUAGUGCCCACCAAACACACUCAGUCACGAUAAAUGCUAAAUAGAAACUGCACGACCGCCGAACAUAUUAGAAAUAAGUAAUCUUGAAUACAGCAAGCACGCACAAGUAAUGAUAUCUACACAUGGCGAAAAGUAGGGAAGAUAUUUCAAGUGUCUCACUGUUAUCCAGUUUCCCCUACUUAGUAUUUGGUGUUGUGUGUGUUUUUCCAAAACAGAGUGAUACUCAAAUAAAGAAGUGUACUUCAAAACUACAUGAAAAGUAUCCUGAUGAUAUUGAAGAUGAACUAGUGCAGUUCAAAUAUUUUAUAUCCCAGCUUCAAGCUUGCAGGGAAAACGAUUUAUUUCCGCUUUACAGUCAUUUUGGGUUAUUUAUGGGAACAAACUCGAGUCGGCGUUUCCAAAUGUGUUAGUAGUUUUUAAGGUUUAUUGUACGUUAUUCAUUACAAAUGCAACAAUUAUUGUUGAAAACAAUUUAUUCCUGCUUCACAGUCAUUUUGGGUUAUUUAUGAGAAACUCGAGUCGACGUUUCCAAAUUUGUCAAUAGCUUUUAAGGUUUAUUUUACUCUAAUCAUUACAAAUGCAACACACGUGAACGGUCAUUUUCAAAAAUGCAAAUUAUUAAAAACAAACUUACCGUUCGACAAUGGCACAAACAUAGAUAACCCUUUCGUUACUGUAGGGACUUAUAUGUCUCACGGAAUUGAAUAAAGUGGUGCCUAUUUGUCCCCUAAAUUCACUUUAAUCAAAUAUAACCCUGUUACUAAACAUUUUUUUUUAUGUUAUGGAACUAACAGUUCUAUUAUAUAACUUCAAAUUUUUUAGAAAUAGUUGUUCUUGUACAAUGUGGUUCUGUGUUUUUUUAUUUUUCAAAAUUUAUUCGUAUAUUACUAGUGGGACACAUUGGUCCCAAUAUAAAACACUACCGGGACACAGUUGUCCCAAUAUAAAACACUACUGUCCUACCAAAGAAUUUAAGGAUAAUUAAAAGAAAUGUAUCACUUUAGGCACCCAUAAAACUUGUGAUCAUAUUUUUUUGUCUGUAAAGUUUUUGAUAUCUGCGGAAUGAAUUCAGUAAUGAAAGGGUUAAUAUUUCUUUCAAUUAUUGCUAUUAAGAAUGAUGUGCUCGAAAAUAUGGAAUUUAAACAUAUUUUAGUAUUUUAUUUCUAUGAAACUCCGAAAAUUUGCUUUAUAAUAUUGAGGCCUAUAAAACAAAACCUGCUGGAUCCAUGUUUUAAAAUUUUGUCAUGAGGCCAAAAAAACAUUAAAAAUGUCAAGUUUCCAAGUAGUUUCCGGCAUUUCUCAAUCAAAGGGGCAUCAAUAAAUAUCAUAAAACUUAGCAGAACGAAAAAAUUUGGAUUUAGCAGGUUUUGAUUCUGAUGGUCUCAAUUAUAAGGCUUCGAGAACUCAAACUAAAACUGCACUUUAGAGAUAAUUAUGUAAUAAGUAAAAUGUAUUAACUAUUCUAUUUAGCCAUAGCCUAACAUAUUAUGUCAUCAUUAGCUUUUAUAUUUUCUAAUCAAAAUAAAAUGUUUAAAAUUCA
Molecule: messenger RNA, 6096 nt
Organism: Diabrotica virgifera virgifera (western corn rootworm)
Lineage: Eukaryota; Metazoa; Arthropoda; Insecta; Coleoptera; Chrysomelidae
Product: zinc finger protein 271-like
Exons: 4
Coding region: 178-2493 (771 amino acids)
Biological process (GO): regulation of cytokine production; regulation of immune system process; negative regulation of transcription by RNA polymerase II
Source: RefSeq, a predicted model, not a curated record